AUGUCAAAAUUGAAUGGAAUACUCUUUCUUUGGUUUUUAUCGGCUAUUAUUACUUCGACUGUUUUAGCCAUCAUUCCUUCAAAAUAUUGUGAAGUACCUGAACGAAGAUUUCCUCCAAAAUUAGAUAAUGAACAAGGAAGAAUUUUAUUUAAUUUUACUGGUGAUAAUUGUCUACGUGGAAUCAAUUAUACAGUGACAGUUAUUAUGCACUGUGAUUAUGCUGCUGAAACUAAUUCAUAUCCUGAAUUAUUUCCACAUGAUGACCAGCAGUGUAACUUAUAUAUAGUAUGGAAGACAGCAUUAGCUUGUGUACCUAGAACUCAAACAAGCUGUACAGUUGUUAACAAUGGACUCUAUUAUGAUCUAAGUCCUUUAACAAGAACUUCAGAAAAUUAUGUCAUUCCGAUAUAUAUAAAAAAUAAAACAAAAUCACCUAAAAUAAUAUUAAAUGUCUGUCAAUCUAUACUACAUCAUGGUAUCAUGUGUCCAGUUAAGUCUGGAGUCUGCUUGGACGAUCCUGAAAAACCUAAUAGAUAUUCUAAUUUAGGAGAAGUAUACAAGCCUCCUUUCUUUAAAGAUGGGAUAUUACAAAUAGAAUAUCAGAAUGGUGCGAUAUGCACACAAAAUAUUACAACUCCACAUGUUGGAACAACUAUUUAUUUUAAAUGUGAUUUGGAAGCUAAGGGUCCUCCAGAAUAUAUUUUGGGGAGUGGGAUAAAGGAUUGUCAUUAUCAAUUAAUAUGGUAUACUGCUGCAGCCUGCGAUAUUGAGACUCUUCAUGAUUAUAAUGUUAAAAAAGCAGGCAAAUGCAACGGUAUAAAUCCAAUUACAAAUUUUACAUAUGACUUACAAACAUUAAUGAACAAAGACUUUACUGUUACAAGUGCAAGUGGUGUAAAAUACAAAUUCAGAGUUUGUGAUACGCUUAUGGAUAACUCAUGUGGAAAUAACACAGGAGUAUGUAAUUCAAAAUAUGGUACAUCGUUAGGACAAGCUAAUGCAAAUCUAAUAUGGCAACAAGGUGGUCCUUAUUUAAAUUAUACCAAUGGGGAUUUAUGUGAAAAUGGAAUGAGCCACUAUACACUUAUUAAUUUUUUUUGUGAACUUCAAGGAUCGCCCAGUCGGCCAUUGCUCAUAAAAGAAUCUACUUGUCAAACUAUCAUACACUUGAAUACAGAUUUAGUUUGUGAGAAAAAAAUUAAAUGUGCUACCGAUAAUAACGAUGAAAUCAAUUUAACUUCUCUUAUACAAUCUACAAACAAUUAUAUUAUUAAAGUCAACGAUACGGAAUUUCACAUAAAUAUAUGUCGACCAUUAGUUCCUACUCAAGGUCUUAUAUGUGCACAUGGUAGUGCUGCUUGUAAGGUUUCGAUAUCUUCAAAGAACGAAUAUACGAAUGAAAUCAGUUUAGGAUUUCCCGAAGACAGUCCAACGUUAAAUAAAGAUUUACAAACAGUAUUACGUUAUGUUAAUGGAUCACAAUGUCCCGAGAAUCCAACUAAAACGAUAUCUUCGAAUUUCACAUUUAUUUGCGAUAAUAACAAUCAGGGACUUCCAGUAUAUAAGCACUAUGCUAAUUGUACUUAUGUAUUUGAAUGGAAUACUAGUAUAGCAUGUGGUGCUGUGAUAGGAGAUUGGGUGGCACCAUGUAUUAUAAAGGAUAGUUUCCUUUCAUAUGAAUACGACCUUUCUUUGUUAUAUGAAAAGCAACCGCUACAUUAUGUGAAAAGCAAACAAGGCAAAAAGUAUGCUAUAAAUAUUUGUGGUGGAGAGAAAUGUUGCAACUGUUCUGCCAUAUGUCACGAAUAUAAUAGAUAUGGAUCGCUAGGAAGUGUGAUUUUUGAUUACAGUCGUAAUGACGUAAAACUUAAAUAUUCAAAUGGCAGUAAAUGUAAUAACAAUUCUUACACGUCCGAAAUAAGAUUUAUAUGCAACGAAUCCAUAGGCAUCGGUGAACCGAAACUGCUAUUGGAAUCACAAUGCAGCGCGAAAUUCGAGUGGCACACCGAAGUGAUCUGCGUGAAACAUGCCAAUUCUCCGGAUGCAUCUCAUGAAAAUACGUCGUACUGCAAGAAAGCACGUUGUCCUGUGCCUCCUGACUUGGCAUACAAGUUAAAAAUGAUUACGAUUAUAAUGUUGAUGAUACUGUUUGUGCUUGCGGUGUUGACCCGUUUGGUUAUUGAAGAUAUACUUCCGCUAAAAAGAUGCCGCUUUUGGUUAAAUUGGAUUAAUUUCAGAAGAGGCAUGGGUCGUGUCCAGUAUUGUAAAGUCGAUACUACUGAGGAAACUAAACUUUUGAUCCGCGCUUCCGAUUCUAGUCAAUCAGAUAGCGACGACGAUCUUCUAUCUGCAUAACGAUGUGAUUAUUAUUACGUUUGUUUUAAAGUAUAGAUUGUCUAAUUAUUGAACUGGGCACCUAUUAUGAAAUUAUUCAGAAUAGAUUUUAAUCUGAAUAAUUCUA
Cyphomyrmex costatus is the source of this 2461-nucleotide messenger RNA. It is a transcript of the gene Lerp, whose product is annotated as lysosomal enzyme receptor protein. NCBI's taxonomy places the organism in Eukaryota, Metazoa, Arthropoda, Insecta, Hymenoptera, Formicidae. Gene Ontology annotation, biological process: lysosomal transport. The coding region runs from base 1 to 2355 and encodes 784 amino acids. The record is from RefSeq and is a predicted model, not a curated record. Gene Ontology annotation, molecular function: D-mannose binding; signaling receptor activity. The transcript has 16 exons.